This is a messenger RNA of Medioppia subpectinata, 1065 nucleotides long. The record is from the annotation of a GenBank genome assembly. NCBI's taxonomy places the organism in Eukaryota, Metazoa, Arthropoda, Arachnida, Sarcoptiformes, Oppiidae.
AUGGCGGCCAAAAAGCCAUUGGAAUUGAGUCGAAGUGUCCAACACUUCACAUUCAAUCCGCAGACGCCGUCCACUAAGUCCGGGGACACGACUCGUAUGAAUCUGUUUCAAGCGGUGAACAACGCUCUGGACAUCGCUCUCACUAACGAUCCGACGGCUGUUAUAUUCGGCGAAGACGUGGCGUUUGGCGGAGUGUUUCGGUGCACAGUUGGCCUUCAGGACAAGUUCGGCAAAGACCGGGUGUUUAAUACUCCGCUCUGCGAACAGGGGAUCGCCGGCUUCGGCAUUGGUUUGGCCGCCGCCGGCGCCACAGCUGUGGCCGAGAUUCAGUUCGCGGACUAUAUAUUCCCGGCUUUCGAUCAGUUGGUGAACGAAGCGGCGAAGUUUCGCUACCGAUCGGGCAAUCAGUUCGACUGCGGCUCUCUCACAGUGCGGGCGCCGUGCGGUGCUGUGGGACACGGGGCUAUGUAUCACUCGCAGAGUGUUGAGGCCUACUUCGCGCACACCCCGGGCCUCAAAGUGGUGAUUCCUCGCGGACCCAUUCAGGCCAAGGGUUUGCUUCUGAGUUGCAUUCGCGACAAGAAUCCCUGCCUAUUCUUUGAGCCCAAAAUUCUGUAUAGACUGGCCGUAGAACAGGUGCCCGUCAAGGACUACAUGAUCCCACUGUCCAAAGCGGAAGUGGUGGUCGAGGGCCACGACGUGACGCUCAUUGGUUGGGGAACUCAAGUGCAUGUAUUGCAUGAAGUGUGUCAGAUGGCCGCCGAUCAGCUCAACGUCUCGUGCGAACUCAUAGAUCUGGUGACUGUCCUUCCGUGGGAUAAGCAAACUAUCAUUAAUUCAGUCAAAAAGACGGGUCGCGUACUCAUAGCACACGAGGCGCCCAUCACUGGCGGCUUCGGCGCAGAGAUCGCCGCAACCAUUCAGAAGGAGUGCUUCUUGAAUCUCGAGGCGCCUAUAUAUCGGGUCUGCGGUUACGACACACCGUUUCCCCACAUCUUUGAGCCCUUCUAUUUGCCCGACAAAUGGAAAUGUUUUGAUGCCAUCAAAAAACUUAUUAACUUUUGA